Molecule: messenger RNA, 321 nt
Organism: Prunus armeniaca (apricot)
Lineage: Eukaryota; Viridiplantae; Streptophyta; Magnoliopsida; Rosales; Rosaceae
Source: the annotation of a GenBank genome assembly
AUGCAGAACGUCGUCUCGGUCAACGCAACCGAGACGGUCUUGCCCAUUCCGUUCUCUACCGGGUCGGGUCUUGACUGGCUCUGUGAGAUGGGCGUGUACGGGGAUUUGAUCGAAGUGGAUGCGGGUCAUGAUUUUAAUUCAGCCUGGUCCGACAUUAUUCGGGCUUACCGGAUUUUGCGGCCCGGCGGGGUUAUUUUCGGGCACGAUUAUUUUACCGCAGCGGAUGACCACGGGGUGAGGAGGGCGGUAACUUUGUUUGCCCGAGUUUACGGACUCAAGAUUAAGCUUGAUGGGCAACAUUGGGUGAUUGAAUCGAGUUAA